AUGCUGGUCAUGAGAAUGCCCUUUUUCAUGCAGGUUGGUUACUUGCCUAAUACUAAUUGCAUUCGCUCUGAUAACGCUUUUCUGCUUGCGGUGUCGUGCCCCACUGACGCCAUCGAUUGCUUUCGGAAAUCAAUGUUCAUAUUGUGUUACCAGUGUAUCAACGCCUAUGUCGUUUGCCUUCUGUUAGUGUUGGCUGGGGACGUCGAAUUGAACCCAGGACCCGAUGGGAAUAGUAAUCCUCAGCCGUCCCUUGAAUCCAUCGCUAUGGCCAUAUCCCGCAUUGAAUGCUCUCAGAAUACUGUGUUAAGUGAACUAGCGCUGAUUCGCGCCGCUCAGUCGAAGGUGGAGGAUUCGAUUUCUAGCCUUUCCUCGCGAGUCGACGCCCUAGAAAAAAUCGCGGAAACAAAUCAGUUAAGUUGUACAAGCUCUGUAGCCGAUCCCGAUAUGGCUAAACUUUCCUCGGACAUUAAACUGCUUUCGAACAAAUGCGACGACGCCGAGAAUCGUCUUCGACGCACUAACUUGCUGUUUUUUGGGAUCACCGAUAAGCAAGAUGAAACGUGGUCCCAAUCUGAAUCACGUAUCACUUCAUUCUGCUCCCAGGAGCUCGAUAUCACCAUUAAUAGUCAUGAUAUUGAACGUGCCCACAGACUUGGCCGCUACCAGCCAGGAAAGAACCGCCCGAUUAUUGUCAGUUUCUUGAGAUUCAAAGACAAAGGGCAAAUUCUGUCUGCCAGUUCAAAGCUAAAAAAUUCGCCGUUUUCAGUCCGUGAAGACUAUUCUGCGCGUGUGCGCUUGGCAAGGAAGAAACUUUUUUCGUAUGGUAAGCAGAGUACUGCUUUUUUCAAAAUCCGUUUUGAUAAGCUUAUUAUGAACAACAAACAGUUUGUGUACGAUGCUGGAACUGAUUCUGUAGUCGAGCUAAAUUCAUAG
Molecule: messenger RNA, 933 nt
Organism: Dermacentor silvarum
Lineage: Eukaryota; Metazoa; Arthropoda; Arachnida; Ixodida; Ixodidae
Exons: 1
Coding region: 1-933 (310 amino acids)
Source: RefSeq, a predicted model, not a curated record